Ciona intestinalis (vase tunicate) is the source of this 1705-nucleotide messenger RNA. RefSeq names its product exosome complex component RRP45. NCBI's taxonomy places the organism in Eukaryota, Metazoa, Chordata, Ascidiacea, Phlebobranchia, Cionidae. Gene Ontology annotation, molecular function: mRNA 3'-UTR AU-rich region binding. The record is from RefSeq and is a predicted model, not a curated record. Gene Ontology annotation, cellular component: cytoplasmic exosome (RNase complex); nuclear exosome (RNase complex). Gene Ontology annotation, biological process: U4 snRNA 3'-end processing; U1 snRNA 3'-end processing; nuclear-transcribed mRNA catabolic process, deadenylation-dependent decay.
AUAGGUUACAUACAUACAUUAAUAUUACAGUCGCCGUUAGUUUAUUGUAAGAUGCCGAUGCGAGAUGUUGCGUUUUCGAAACGCGAGCACGAGUUUGUUGUUGAAGCUUUAACAAAGAAGAUAAGGAUUGACGGUCGUGGAAUGUUGGAGUACCGAGGUAUUACCAUCCACUUCUCCCUUGACCAUGGGUGUUGUGUGGUGAACAUGGGAGGAACCAAGGUUAUGGCGCAAGUGGCUGCUGAGCUGUGUAGACCGAGGGAAAGUCGUCAAAGUGAGGGAAGUCUCGGGGUUCAGGUUGAGAUGUCAAUGAUGGCCGCCCCUCAUUUGGAUCCUGCUAAACCAGGUGACAGUGGAGCUGAACUUCAACAAAUGUUGGAACGAUCGAUUGUGAUGUCACAAGCUGUUGAUUUGGAGGAACUUUGCGUCAGGGUCGGCGAGAAAUCGUGGAAUAUUCAAAUAUUCGUUCAUGUUUUGUCACAUGACGGGAACUUACUUGAUUGCGCAACAAUUGCCUCUAUGACAUCACUAAAGCAUUUUAAACGACCAGAUGUUUCAGUUGUUGGUCAGGAAGUUACAAUUCACAAGUUUGAAGAUAAACACCCGAUCCCACUCACUCUUCAUCACGUCCCGUUCUGUGUUUCAUUCGCAUUCUUUCAAGGCGGUGGUUUGAUGGUGGUUGAUCCGACAUUGAACGAGGAAAAAGUUAUGGACGGGAAGUUGAUGGUGGCCGUGAAUAAGCAUAAAGAAGUUUGUUGUUUACAAAUGAACGGACAACUUCAGCUGAGUAAAGAACAGAUAUUGAACUGCACGAACAUCGCUUCCACGAAGGCGCAAACCUUCUAUGACAUCAUGGAGACAAGUUUAGAAAACGAUCAGAAACAAAAAGCGAAGGGGAAUACCCGGUCCACCAUGAUGUCAUCAAGAAAACAAGAAACAAAGAAACCUCAAACAAUUAAACUUCUUCCGAUAAACAAUAAACCAAACAAUGGCCGUUGUGACAUCAUAGACAAUAAGUCACAUGACGAACCUCCUCCCACUUGGUUGACUCAACACGACAGCUCGACAGCGAGCAUAGGUGAGGGGUUGGUGAACACUUGGGAGGGGGGUGAUGAUGUCAUCAAGGCCCUCCGUUCCCCCCCACCUGAUGACAUCACACCCGAUGAUGUCAUGAGUUCUAGUGAUGAAGAAGUUACGCUCAUGUUGGAUUAACCUCGGGUGUAACUUACACACUUGUAUACAAAGCUUGGUGGUUUGGUAACCAUGUGCCAUGUAAGUGUCGUAUAAACUGAUGUCAAAGCAUUGCAUGCCGUGCUUGUGCCCAUGUUGGCACCCGUUGUACGCAAAUGUUGGUUGGCCAGCUAUGCGCGAUAUCAACCAGUCAUAGCAUUGUUUGUGAUGUCAUACAACACAUAGUUGUUGUUGGGACAUCCCCCAACACCCCAUAUAUAAUGUUUCUUUAUAAAAUCCGCACUGCCAACCUCCCUAUGAUUAAAAUUAUGCAUUGAAUAUGAACCAAUUUUGUUUACAACGUGUGUGCUGGUGUAUGACCCAUGAUAUACAUCACAUCUGUAAGCAAUAAUAUGUGUUGUCACAAUAACUCUAUGUGCCCGGUCAACUGGUUAAACCAAGUGGUUUCUUUUAGGGUUGCCUAAACCAGUUAUAUUCAGUUAUACAGAAAAAUAAAAUCCAUAAAAAUAAUCACUCA